AUGACAUCGUCCUCACCCAUUCUCUCUUCCUUCCCACGGAGAAGUUUCUGCAGGAGCUACACCAGGGUCAGCUUUGUUUGGGCAGGAGGCAUGGAGGGCCCUGAGGGGCUUGGCCGGAAGCAGGCCUGUCUAGCCAUGCUCCUUCAUUUCUUGGACACCUACCAGGGGCUGCUGCAGGAGGAAGAGGGGGCUGGCCGCAUCAUCAAGGAUCUGUACCUGCUGAUUAUGAAGGAUGAGUCCCUUUACCAGGACCUGCGAGAGGACACACUGAGGCUGCACCAGCUUGUGGAAACAGUGGAGCUAAAGAUCCCGGACGAGAGCCAGCUGCCCAGCAAGCAGGUGAAGCCACUCUUCCGCCACUUCCGUCGGAUAGACUCCUGUCUGCAGACCCGCGUGGCCUUCCGGGGUUCCGAUGAGAUCUUCUGCCGGGUCUAUAUGCCUGACCACUCCUACGUGACCAUACGCAGCCGCCUCUCAGCAUCUGUGCAGGACAUUCUGGGCUCUGUGACGGAGAAAUUGCAGUACUCAGAGGAGCCUGCGGAGCGUGAGGAUUCCCUCAUCCUGGUAGCUGUGGCCUCCUCAGGAGAGAAGGUCCUUCUCCAGCCGACCGAAGACUGUGUCUUCACCACGCUGGGCAUCAACAGCCACCUGUUUGCCUGUACCCGAGACAGCUAUGAGGCCCUGGUGCCCCUCCCCGAGGAGAUCCAGGUCUCCCCUGGAGACACAGAGAUCCACCGAGGGGAGCCUGAGGACGUCGCCAACCACCUUACUGCCUUUCACUGGGAGUUGUUCCGCUGUGUGCAUGAGCUGGAGUUCGUGGACUACGUGUUCCACGGGGAGCGCGGCCGCCGGGAAACGGCCAACCUGGAGCUGCUGCUGCAGCGCUGCAGCGAGGUCACGCACUGGGUGGCCACCGAGGUGCUGCUCUGCGAGGCCCCGGGCAAGCGCGCGCAGCUGCUCAAGAAGUUCAUCAAGAUCGCGGCCAUCUGCAAGCAGAACCAGGACCUGCUGUCCUUCUACGCCGUGGUCAUGGGGCUGGACAACGCCGCGGUCAGCCGCCUGAGGCUCACCUGGGAGAAGCUGCCGGGGAAAUUCAAGAAUUUGUUCCGCAAAUUUGAGAACCUGACAGACCCCUGCAGGAACCACAAAAGCUACCGAGAAGUGAUCUCCAAGAUGAAACCGCCUGUGAUUCCUUUCGUGCCUCUGAUCCUCAAAGACCUGACUUUCCUGCACGAGGGGAGUAAGACCCUUGUAGAUGGUUUGGUGAACAUUGAGAAGCUGCAUUCAGUGGCCGAAAAAGUGAGGACCGUCCGCGAAUACCGGAGCCGGCCCCUUUGCCUUGAUAUGGAGGCCUCCCCGCAUCACCUGCAGACCAAGGCCUACGUGCGCCAGUUCCAGGUCAUCGACAACCAGAACCUCCUUUUCGAGCUCUCCUACAAGCUGGAGGCCAAUAGUCAGUGA
Messenger RNA from Lipotes vexillifer (Yangtze River dolphin), 1461 nucleotides. It is a transcript of the gene RAPGEFL1, whose product is annotated as Rap guanine nucleotide exchange factor like 1. Lineage: Eukaryota; Metazoa; Chordata; Mammalia; Artiodactyla; Lipotidae. Gene Ontology annotation, biological process: Ras protein signal transduction. The transcript is spliced from 14 exons. Gene Ontology annotation, cellular component: plasma membrane. The record is from RefSeq and is a predicted model, not a curated record. Gene Ontology annotation, molecular function: guanyl-nucleotide exchange factor activity. The coding region runs from base 1 to 1461 and encodes 486 amino acids.